This is a messenger RNA of Eremothecium cymbalariae DBVPG#7215, 4449 nucleotides long. It is a transcript of the gene INO80, whose product is annotated as chromatin-remodeling ATPase INO80. Lineage: Eukaryota; Fungi; Ascomycota; Saccharomycetes; Saccharomycetales; Saccharomycetaceae. The transcript has a single exon. Gene Ontology annotation, biological process: DNA repair; chromatin remodeling; DNA-templated transcription. Bases 1 to 4449 code for a protein of 1482 amino acids. Gene Ontology annotation, cellular component: nucleus; Ino80 complex. The record is from RefSeq and is a predicted model, not a curated record. Gene Ontology annotation, molecular function: ATP hydrolysis activity; DNA binding; ATP binding.
AUGUCGUUGGAUGCAUUAUUGAACAAGGACGAGUUGACGUCGAUGGCUGAUGGCGGGGGGAUGGACGGUGUUUGUUCUUCGUUGGUGGGGAGCAGAGAACGCUUUAUGAGUUCUAUGAACGAGCGAUUCAAUGGUCUUUGUCACAAGGAUAGGCGGGAACAGCAGUAUCAGGACUGGAAGUAUCUCAGUUAUCAAGAGUUUGAGCUUGUUAACGAGUGGAGUGCCCAGAGUCGUGAUUUGACUAUCAACCAGUGUGAUCAAUUAAUUUCGAAUAUCAAAUCUGCACAAGAUGAGUGGAUGGACUACGAGGUGUUUUUGAGUGGGAGGUCUACGGUUUUGGGCGAAUUGGAGGAGAAGAGACAGAAGGAGAUGGAGGCUCAGGAAGAGCGGCAGCGAGACAGAGACCAUCUUGACAGGCAGCAGGACAAGCAAGAGAGACAGCAGCAGCAGCAGCAGCAGCAGCAGCAUCCGCAGUCGACAAAGAUCAGACAGGAAAGGCAGAGGUCCGCGGCGACUGCAAAUAAGCGAUCUGCCAAAAGAAGUGGAGGGAGCGGUAAUUCUGUUGCGUUUAGCGGGUCCAAAGCGAAGGCCGAAACCUCUGUGGCAAACCGGAAUCAUCAGCAGGUUGGACACGGUGGCAGCGCCGCUACAGAACUCAAUGGCGCCGUCAAAGAACUUUAUCAAGGCAAAUCCCAUAAUAGAGGAAAAGGAGAUGAGGAACCGCGUACCAUCGAGAGUUUAAAACAGGGCGAUGAAGAUAGAGAGGAUAAAGACGAGGACGAGGACGAGGACGAAGAUGAAGAUGAAGAGGAUGACGAAGAGGAAGAGGAAGAUGAUGUAGAUGAAUUGGACGAACUGGAAGAAAUCCAGUUGAUGGAUGAUGAUAACGAUAGAGACUUUUCUCCUGAAAGUGGUCGCUCUAAAAGUUCUGUCAAGUUUAACAGCAAGAUUGACGUCAAUUCUGACGUUAAUCUGAUCCAAAAAGAAUUGAUCAAGAUGGCUCAGAAGCAUAGGAAUGCCAAGGCUAAAAAGAGAAAGUUCACUAGUUGCAUUGUCCAGAAGUAUGAUGCUGAUCACAGUAAACUAGAAGUCAAAGUAACUUUAAAGCAAUUACAUAUAAAACGUUUGAAGCGGCUGAUCAACGAAGCUAAACGAAAGCGUGCUGCUGAAGAAGCUGUAGUUGCCAACGAACAACAAGCUGGUUCGUCAAAGAAACGGAAGACCGGACAAAAAUCAAAAUCAAACACCAGUGGCAAUGCUGCUUCCUCUAACGAGACGAAUUCGGCAGAGUCCCCGGCCAUUGGGGCUAAUACAAAGGUUAAUGGUGAUGCAAACUCUUCCGAUAGCCAGGUACCUGUUGUUCCUGAUAUAAACCCAACUACCGGGUUGCCUACUUAUGGUAUGAAGAUGACCGCAAAGGAGGCAAGGGCAAUUCAGAGACAUUAUGAUACUACAUAUAUUACUGUGUGGAAAGAUAUGGCUCGUAAGGAUUCUGCAAAAUUGUCUAGAUUAGUUCAACAAAUUCAGUCUAUUAGAUCUGCAAACUUUAAAAAGACUUCUUCAUUAGUCGCCAGAGAGGCAAGAAAAUGGCAAAGCAGAAAUUUUAGACAAGUCAAAGAUUUCCAAACAAGAGCACGUAGAGGAGUGAGAGAAAUGUCAAGCUUCUGGAAGAAGAACGAGCGUGAAGAGCGGGAAUUGAAGAAGAAAGCAGAGAGAGAGGCUAUCGAACAAGCGAAGAAGGAAGAAGAGGAAAGAGAAUCUAAGAGACAAGCAAGAAAAUUGAAUUUCUUACUUACCCAAACUGAAUUGUACUCACAUUUCAUUGGUAGCAAAAUCAAGACAAAUGAACUGGAAGGCAGUAUGGCUGAUCCUUCCUUGUCUAUGUUCACUGCUGGUAUAGAUUUAAGCAAUACUGAUCCAACCAAAACGGAAGUGCAUCAAAUUGAUUUUUAUAAUGAAGAUGACGAAGAAUUACGUCGUAAAGCAGCACAAAAUGCUUCUAAUGCUUUGAAAGAAACACAAGCCAAAGCUAAGGCUUUUAGCGAUCCAUCUGAUGAGGCUGAAGAAUUAAACUUUCAAAAUCCGACAUCUUUGGGUGAAAUUACCAUUGAUCAGCCUAAGAUGCUAGGCUGUACCUUGAAGGAAUACCAACUAAAAGGUUUGAAUUGGUUAGCAAACUUGUAUGAUCAGGGUAUAAAUGGUAUUUUGGCUGAUGAAAUGGGUUUGGGUAAAACCGUGCAGUCAAUUUCAGUGUUAGCUCAUUUGGCAGAACGUUAUAAUAUAUGGGGCCCAUUUAUAGUCGUAACACCUGCUUCCACAUUACACAAUUGGGUUAGCGAAAUACAAAAAUUUGUUCCAGAUUUCAAAAUUUUGCCUUACUGGGGUAAUGGUAAUGACCGUAAAGUAUUAAGGAAGUUUUGGGAUCGAAAACAUUUGAGGUACGACCGAGAUGCUCCCUUCCAUGUAAUGAUAACUUCUUAUCAAAUGGUUGUUUCAGAUGCUGCGUAUCUACAAAAAAUGAAGUGGCAAUAUAUGAUUCUAGAUGAGGCGCAAGCGAUUAAAUCUUCCCAGUCUUCACGUUGGAAGAAUUUAUUGAGUUUUCAUUGUCGUAACCGACUGUUAUUAACCGGUACUCCAAUACAAAAUAGCAUGCAAGAGUUAUGGGCGUUGUUACACUUUAUAAUGCCUUCUUUAUUCGAUUCUCAUGAUGAAUUUAACGACUGGUUUUCUAAAGAUAUAGAAUCACACGCUCAGUCUAAUACGCAAUUAAACCAACAACAGUUACGUCGUUUGCACAUGAUUUUGAAGCCAUUUAUGUUGAGGCGUAUCAAGAAGAACGUUCAAUCUGAAUUAGGUGACAAAAUUGAAAUUGAUGUCAUGUGUGACCUGACUCAUAGACAAGCAAAGUUGUAUCAGGUUCUAAAGUCCCAGGUUUCUUCUAACUACGAUGCUAUCGAAAACGCGGCAAGCAGUAUCAGUGGUGAUGAUUCGGGCAACUAUCCUGCAACAUCAGACUCUAAAAUCAUGAAUACAGUUAUGGAAUUUAGAAAGGUUUGUAAUCAUCCAGACUUAUUUGAACGUGCAGAUGUGAGUUCACCGUUUUCCUUUACUAAUUUUGGUCAAACUGGGUCUAUAAUAAGGGAAGGCGAUGUUGUGGAUGUUCAGUAUUCUUCCAAAAAUCCUGUGACCUUUAAUCUACCAAGAUUGAUCUAUGAUGAUCUAAUUUUGCCAAAUUAUAAACAUGACAUUGAUGUGAGAGCAAAAAUUUUGUACCAUAGUAUGAAUAUUUUCCAUCCUACUAACUCUCCUGGGUUAUGUUCCACACUUUCAAAAGUUACAGGCUAUGACCCUGAUUCAUUUAUGCAUUUAUCCAACCUUGAAAUUGUUAAGAGAGCAAUUCACUUAUCCAGUAAUUGUGCUAAUAAAAAGGAUAUCAUACCUAUUGUUUAUGACAAGGAGGAUUUUAAUAUGAAUUUAUUUGAAAAGUCUCUAUUAGUUACAAACGAGGUUGAUUAUUUACGCAACCUUUCCUGUACAACUCGAAAUGGUGUAUUAGAGUCGUUAUUAAACAUAAAAGAUAAAGUCUACGAUGAACAGUAUAUGAAUGUAUUACGUCCAGCUUACCGUCCAAGCGUCGCGGCUCCGCCAAUUAAUAUUCACGUUAUGGGAUCUAGAAAUUUUAUGAUUAGAAGGGAUCAUGAAUUGUUUGAACCUGAAAUUUGUCAAAGUCUAAGCAUUGUUCCACCUAUCACCCAAAAUAGUUUGGUCCAAAGAAAUAAGGAGAUGCUAUUCACUGAAUUACCGAAAUCAGAAUUAUAUCCUAGUCCGUUGAAUAAGAGCUUUUCCUCCUACAUAUCUAUGCCAUCCAUGGACAGAUUUAUCACUGAAUCUGCUAAAUUGAAAAAGUUAGAUGAGCUAUUGGUACAGUUAAAGGAAGGUGACCAUCGUGUAUUAAUUUACUUUCAGAUGACUAGAAUGAUGGACUUGAUGGAGGAAUACUUAACUUACAGACAAUAUAACCAUAUCAGGUUAGAUGGGUCCUCAAAAUUAGAGGAUCGUCGUGAUUUGGUUCACGACUGGCAGACAAAAUCUGAUAUUUUCAUUUUCCUAUUGUCCACCAGGGCAGGUGGUUUAGGGAUUAAUUUAACAUCUGCUGACACUGUUAUAUUCUAUGAUUCAGAUUGGAAUCCAACGAUUGAUUCUCAGGCAAUGGAUAGAGCUCAUCGACUAGGUCAAACCAAACAAGUCACUGUUUAUAGAUUGUUGAUCAGAGGUACUAUCGAAGAAAGAAUGAGGGACAGAGCUAAGCAGAAGGAACAUGUUCAGCAAGUUGUCAUGGAAGGAAAAACCAAAGAGAACAAUGUUCAAACCGUUUUGGCUAGUGGAAGUUCAAUUGAUCCACUUCCAACUCCACCUGCCAUCGAAGUGGUAAGUGAUACCACCGUAUAG